UACGCGAUAACAAACCCUAAUUUUCCCAUUAUCAAAUCUCGGACCCUUUCUCUUCGUCUUCUCAGAUCAAGUGAUAAGGAUCAGAAUAUUCUAACCUCCUUCUUCGUUUGAUUGCUUCCAAACGGAUACAAACCGGAUGUCAGUCGGCUUCCAAAAUAUUAUCUCGGAUCCUUCUUCUUUCCUGGAAAAUUGAAGGUGUAUCCCCUUUUCUCCCUCUCUCUUCCUUCUUGAUUAUUUUCAUAACUACAAUUGGAUAUACGAUUCAAUCUAAUUAAGGGGUUUAAUAUCAAUUGUUAUCCCAAUUUUCUUUCUUCUCUUCUAGGAGGGUGAGUUUUAAGUUAAAUACUGAACUUUUUAUUGUUCGUUAUAUCUCUUUAAUUUGUUCAACGAUUUGAGUUCCUAAGCCUUGAGGAAUGAAUCUUAACAUUUAAAAAUUCUGAGUUGUAUAAGUUUCAGUAAUUACUGAAUCCUGUCGUAUUAUCAAGCCAUGGUGGCACAACUGGAACAUCAGUUUCGACUUAGAAGACUUUCUCUCCAAGGAUUAUGGUUUUACUGUCAGCCCAUGAUGGGAUCCAUGCGCGCAUUGGCUGCGUUAAUUCAUCAGGUCAGGCUAAAGCGAUGGCUGGUGAUAACUCAGUGAGGUCAUUGUUAGAGAAAAUGACCGAGUGUGCAAGCAAUGCAUACCUCAGCAUAUUGGAAAGGUGGGUCUAUGAAGGAAUCAUUGAUGAUCCGUAUGGGAAGUUUUUCAUUGCUGAGAACAAGUCUCCUAAAAAGGGGAGCCUCAGUCAGGACUCUACGGCAAUAUAUUGGAGCCAAAGAUACAGCCUCAAGGAGACUUCCAGAAAAUUUUAGUAUAUAGUUAAUCUAGAUCUAGAUGAAGCUACGGUGAAAGUUACCUCAAGGCGCGGAAGUAAUUCUAGAUCUAGAUGAAGCAGAGAUGAGAAAGCAAGAGGAGAUUACUAAAGCCAAGCUAGCCAUGGAAAGGAAAAAGAAGCUGGCACUGGCAGUGGCAGAGAAAGCCGCUGCUAAAGCUUCCAUAAGAGCUCAAAAGGAAGCUGAGAAGAAAGAACAAAAGGAGCGAGAGAAGGCGGCCAAGAAGAAGACAGGAGACAGCAACGCAUACGAGGCCAUCUCUGAGGAAGUUCCAGAGGCUUCUGAGGCUGAGAAGGAGGAGAUUGAAGCUCCAGUGAAGGAGAAACCAAAGAAGGAAAAGAAAGUCUUGAAGGAGAAACCAACAAGGAACAGGAUCCGCAAUAGAGGAGGACCGGAAACACUCCCGAGACCAAUGCUCAAGCGUAAGAUGCAGACUAACUACAUGGUUUGGGCUGCUCCAGCUGCUGUUGUGGUACUAAUGCUUCUUGUCUUGGGUUACUACUACGUUCUCUAGAUCAAGGGAAGCUGCGUUUGCUGUAGUUUGGGUCUUUUUAAAGCUUUCUUUUGAGGAUGAGACUCUUUAAAACUUAUGUCUCAUUUACAUACUGAGUAGAACUCUUCUCUUUUUAAAUACCUUUUUACAUUUCA
Brassica napus (rape) is the source of this 1521-nucleotide messenger RNA. Its product is annotated as proton pump-interactor 1. The record is from RefSeq and is a predicted model, not a curated record. The transcript has 6 exons. The coding region runs from base 938 to 1387 and encodes 149 amino acids. Lineage: Eukaryota; Viridiplantae; Streptophyta; Magnoliopsida; Brassicales; Brassicaceae.